Molecule: messenger RNA, 1978 nt
Organism: Sipha flava (yellow sugarcane aphid)
Lineage: Eukaryota; Metazoa; Arthropoda; Insecta; Hemiptera; Aphididae
Product: dnaJ homolog subfamily C member 11
Exons: 12
Coding region: 181-1890 (569 amino acids)
Biological process (GO): cristae formation
Source: RefSeq, a predicted model, not a curated record
AUAAAAUUAAAAAUGAUUAUUCCAGUUUCGCUUCACAUCAUUAUCACAUCCGUUUCAUGCAUGUAAUAUUUUUCAAAUCCAUCGCAACACGACUUCUUCGUGUUCAAAUCUUACGUGUCUGACGUUGUCUUAGAUGUCAACUCUGUCAGCGUUGUUCCGAUUGUGAAUCGUUCUUCGGCCAUGGACAGCGAUUCGGAAAACGAUUUCCUAGAAGACGACUACUACUCGAUAUUGAAUUUGCGCAAAUCAGCAACCCAAGAUGAAAUCACAAAUGCUUAUCGUCGCUUAAGUAAGAUCUAUCAUCCUGACAAACAUGUGGAUGAAACUAAGAAAAAAGAGGCUGAAAUAUUAUUCAACAAGACACAAAAGGCUUAUGAAGUUUUGAAAGAUCCACAUCAAAGAGCAAUUUAUGAUUGUGUAGGUGUUAAAGGUUUAAAGACUGAAGGAUGGGAAAUUGUACAUAGAACUAAGACCCCGCAAGAAAUUCGAGAAGAAUAUGAAGCACUAGCAAGGGAUCGAGAAGAAAGAAUGUUACGCCUUCGAACUAAUGCAAGAGGUGUAUUCACGGCUAAAAUUGAUGCCACUGAUGUUUUUGAACCCAACCAAUAUGUAGAUUAUGACUAUGAGGAGGAUAGUUAUAUAUACAUACCAAACAUUGAGGUAUCAUCAAUGUCCAUGUCAAUGUCUACUGAAGCUCCAAUUACUUUGCGUGAUACUAUUGUACUUAGUGGAAAUUUAUCAUCACGCACUGGUUCAGUAUCAAGUAGUUAUAAAAGACUUUUGAGUUCUAACGGAUGGAUUAAAUACGAUUUAACUGCUGGCAAUGGUUUACAUGUGGGUGCCAAAGUGUUCAAAAUGAUAACCAAAACGGUAUUUGGAACAAUAGAAGGAAGUUUAAAUGAUUUAUCUAGUGGCUCUUUAAAACCUAUGGGCCGAGUAUUGUUAGGUACAAGUUUGGGUGCUCGUACAACUGGUUAUAUAUCUCUUGGUGGUCGUUUUUCAUCAUUGAAGCAAACCAGUUUGUCUACUGAAGUAGAACAUAAUACUGAAAGAAGUUACUGUAUGUUUAAAGUAGAAAUUGGUCUUGCCCCAGCUAUCAGUAUGUUAUACACUUGGAAAUUUAUUGAACAAGACUUGAUGUUAAGAAUUUAUGCAAAAGCUGGUGUUUUAAAUUCAAAACUUGAAUAUGGUGUUGAAAAAAAAGUAUCUAAACUCAAUACAUUCGCAGCUACUGUUCAAAUUGAUACAAUUAAUGGAGUUACUCUUAAAAUAAAGUUUGUAAGAGCUAGUCAAACAUAUAUUUUUCCAAUUCUUUUAAGUCAUGAAGUGAUUACGCCUCCUAUAUUUUAUGCUACUUUUGUACCUAUUGUUUCUUGGUUUGUAGCAAAAAAUGUUUUAUUGGAUCCACUAAUGAAGGAGUAUAAAAAUAGGAAAAUUGUCAAACAACGUGAAAUUAAUAAAAAAAGAAUGGCAGAAUUACGUCAAGAAGCAUUAUCUGCCAUUAACUUGAUGAUGGCUACAAUGGAAAGAAUAGUGAGGGAUGAGACUGAAAAACGUGGAUUAAUUAUUGUAUUUGCUAAAUAUGGCUGUGCUGAGUUAAUAAACCAGGCUGGACAAUCAUUUAAUGAAAAUGAUAUAUUACAACCAAACAUUAUUGAUGUCACAGUUCCAUUACAAUGUUUAGUUAAGGAUUCCCAAUUAAUACUUCAUACGACUACAAAAUGUCAGUUACCUGGAUUUUAUGACCCAUGUAUUGGUGAAAAGAAAAUGUUAAAAAUUCAGUACACUUACAGAGAUCAAAAUCAUGAAGUAACAAUUAAUGAUAACGAACCUCUCCGAAUACCUAGACCUCAUUCGCUUCUCGUUAGAACUUCUACACCGCCAUCAUGAUUGAAGAAUCAAAUAUUACAUUAUAAAAUAGUUUAAUAUUUCAUUAUUAUUAUUUGCUUUUUGUGUUGAAGUUAUUGUUAAAAUUUGA